UUCGACCACGCGUCGUAUAUGAGUCUGUAAAAACACACUCGGUAUCAAGUUUUCGCGACGAGCACCAUCCAGAAUGAUAAGAAACUGGACUCCCGUUGUACUCUGCGCACUCUUCUUACUGGGUGAGGCUUUACGGAUCAGCGAAGAUGCGUUUAAAUUGUUUCCGAGUCGCAGCGGAAGGAUAGUCGAUGGUGCGGCCGCGGGGAUCGAGAGUUUUCCGUGGCAAGUGAGUCUGGUCGAGGUGUGGGAAGAGCUGCCGGAUUUGGUGUGUGGCGGGAGCAUAAUUUCGUCCAAUUGGGUGGUGACCGCAGGCCACUGCGUCUGUUACAACGUGACAGUCGCGGGAGAACCAGGGCCGCUGUCGACCUUCAUUUCCGCUGGUUCGACCAACUACACCGAAGGCUCGCGACACAAUAUCGCCGAAAAAGUUUGCCAUCCGCUGUUCGAGAUCCGACAGGAGGUCGUGGAAGUCGCCGUGAACGACAUCGCCCUCGUGCGAGUCAAGGAAGCCUUCGAAUUCGAUAGAACUCGAGCGCCGAUUCCGCUUUUCCAACGGGCCCACGAAAGCCUCUCGGAAAGCGAAGGAAUAGCGAGUGGCUGGGGUGCCGUCAAUACCGCAGGGGAUGACUUGCGGUACGGCCUUAAAUCCGCGAGGUUGAAAGUCCUCUCGGUACUCGAGUGCCAAAAUUACUUGACCGGCAUCUAUAACGCCAGCAGGCUCGUGCCCGCUGGACAAAUCUGCGUCGAACCACUCUCCGGCACCGUGUGCUUCGGCGACUCCGGUGGACCCCUCGCUGUGAACGGCACUCUCGUUGGCAUCGCUUCCUGGAUCAAUGGGGAUACGUGCACGUACAACUAUCCGGCGGUAUUCACCGAGGUUGCUCAAUACCGCGACUGGAUUUCGCAAAUCACGUUGAUUUAAGUCUGGAAACGAUUAUCUCUCGUCAAAUCGUCAAAUGCGAGGAGCUUCGAACAUUUUGUGCGUUGGAAAGUAUUCUUUUAAAUCGAGGCUUCACUCGAGCUUGGGGAGCGAAAACAAUGGGGAAUCGGAAUUGAAGAAGCCUCGGGAAAUACCAAUUUCUGAAGAGUCAUGAAAAGACUAAAAUUAUUUAUUGAGAGCCAUCUGGGCAAUCUUCCGAAUGGCAAUGUCGGAAAUAACAGAGAAUUUGGAACAGUGAAAAUAUUCAUUUCGUGUGACUUGUCUACAGAGCACGGUAAAUGGACUGACGUUCAACAACACUUUUCACGAGUACCCAGAGAGAGAAAUUUUCGUUUCAAAUAUCCAAAUUUUUUGAUUUUUUUCCGAAAGAUUGUAGCUCAAGGAACUACUCGCGAGUUUAUAGAGAUUCACAGCUCGAGGAGGGAAACAUCGCUCGAGACUCUUCCAGGGUUUGCAAUUCGACUUCUUUUGGCUUCGUUCCCAAGUUUCAAGAUGUGAUUAUGUAAUAAUUUGAUUUUCAAUCAUUUUUUUAUCAAAAAUUUUUGUAUUCUCAACAUCUGUAAUCACAAAUAUAUUUCAACGUUCAAAUCUCCAUUAAAAUUAUUUUAAUUUUUUUUUAUUUCUUUUGUGUAUUC
Venturia canescens is the source of this 1575-nucleotide messenger RNA. RefSeq names its product trypsin delta-like. Gene Ontology annotation, molecular function: serine-type endopeptidase activity. The record is from RefSeq and is a predicted model, not a curated record. Gene Ontology annotation, biological process: proteolysis. NCBI's taxonomy places the organism in Eukaryota, Metazoa, Arthropoda, Insecta, Hymenoptera, Ichneumonidae. Bases 74 to 922 code for a protein of 282 amino acids. The transcript is spliced from 2 exons.